Molecule: messenger RNA, 1077 nt
Organism: Priceomyces carsonii
Lineage: Eukaryota; Fungi; Ascomycota; Pichiomycetes; Serinales; Debaryomycetaceae
Exons: 1
Coding region: 1-1077 (358 amino acids)
Molecular function (GO): nucleotide binding
Source: RefSeq, a predicted model, not a curated record
AUGACAAUUACUCUUAGAUGGGGAGUCCUUGGUGCCGGGAAUAUUUCGUCUCAAUUUGCGGGAGAUUUAGUGCUGAAUAAUACAACUCCAAACCAUGAGAUUAAUCAUGUCAUUGAAUCAAUUGGUUGUUCAAGCAAAGAUAAGGGUGAAGCUUUCGUUGCCAAGUUAGAGAUUUCAAAGAACAAUAACUGCGGAGUUGAGCCUGUGAUUGAACCUUAUGAUAAUUUUUUCAAAAACUCUAACAUUGAUAUUGUAUAUGUGGGAACCAUCCACCCCUUACACAAGGAACAUGUAACAGCUGCUCUUGAAAACGACAAGCACGUUUUGUGUGAGAAGCCAAUGACAAUGAAUUCAAAAGAUACGAAACAACUAAUUGACUUAGCAAUUAAAAAGAAAAAAUAUCUUAUAGAAGGAGUCUGGACUAGAUUUUUUCCAGCAAUUGGAGCCUUGAGAAAAUAUAUAUUUGAAGAGAAGGUAAUUGGUGAGGUUAGCAGGCUAUUUGCAGACUUCAGUUAUAAUGCUCACUUUGAAAACAUGCCACUGUCUACAAGAAGCAGGAACAUUAAUUUAGGUGCGGGUUCAUUAUUGGAUAUUGGCAUCUAUUCUGUGACAUACGCUAGACUCUUGCUUGAUUCGAAAGCUGCCCCCCACCAGACAAAUUUCAAAUUAAAAUCGCUUAUGACGAUUGACCCUGAAGAUGGUGUUGAUCAUAGCUCGUCUGUCUUAAUCCGAUAUGAUAAUGGAAAGCAAGGAAUUUUAACCUGCUCAGAGUACGUUCAAGGACCACAACCGUUUUUAAGACUUGAAGGUGCGAAGGGUCACGUCGAGAUGCAUGGAGCAAACCCAGCGAGAGCUGUAAAGUUUCGCAUCAUUUUCGAUGAUGGUUCUAAAUCCAUUGACUACGAGGACUCGUCUGACUUCACGGGUUUUAUUUACGAGGCAGACGCGAUAGCGAGAGACAUUGACAGUGGAAAGCUUCAAAGUUCAAUAAUGCCACACGCUGAAACGUUAUUGGUGGCAGACAUGUUGGAUUCCAUCAGGCAAGAAAAUGGCCUAGUCUAUCCUCAAGAUAACUAG